AAAGAAUUCCAGUUUGAUUACGAAUAAAAAUUCCUCAAAAGCCACGACGUCGUUCUCUCUCGAUAUCCCUCUGGUACCACUACCAAACCCUCCAGGCUCGGAGAUCGAUUCGCUUUUCCGUACCAAAAUCUUAGCUCCGAUCUGAGAGUGAAAAUGGAGGAAAGAGAGAGCGAGACGUCGAACAAGAAGAAGAAUAAGCCAUGGGCGUUUUGGAGCUGGGCGUUCGCUUCUGUUAUCUUCAGACUAGUACUCGCUUACUUCCCCCGAAACCUCAACUUCUCCGCCCGCCCCGAAGUCUCCACUCCUCUCACCAGCUUGCGCCGCCUGGCUGAAGGUUACUGGUUGAAGCAGUCAUCGAUGUCGCCCUAUGCUGGCUCAAUGUAUCAUGGAUCUCCGCUCUUGCUGUCAAUUCUAGGUCCUCUUACGGUUAGAAGGGAUGGAAAUGAAGGGCUGCCGAAUCAACUUAUCUGCAGUUUGGUUUUUGUGGUUGCAGAUUUUGUCACUGCAAUGCUUAUUCGUUCAACUGGCUUGAAUCUUCAAAUGGCUUAUAAUCAAAGCUUGAAAUCACUAGGCCUUGUAACAUUGUUGGAAAAUUCUGAGCUUAUUUCGUCAGGGGAUAUUGCUGCUCUUGUCUACUUAUGGAAUCCUUUUACCAUAAUCUCUUGUGUGGGUUUGUCUACAUCUCCAAUUGAAAAUCUGGUCAUCAUGUUGUCGCUGUAUGGAGCCUGUACACGACGAGUUCCAUUGGCAGCUUUUGGAUGGGUCUUGGCAACACAUUUGUCUUUGUAUCCUGCUAUUCUGAUUGUACCGGUGAUUCUUUUAUUAGGUUACGGUCCAGAUGCUCCCCCAAGGAAAUUGCUCCUGCAAAAAUUUAGAGAGAGUUCCUCAUGUGACUGCUCCAGUCAAGACAAGGAACGGACAUCUCUGCACAAGGAAAUGACAAAUCAAUCAGUGCAACCAAUGUUGUUCUCAUGGAAGCCAGUUGUGUUUUUCACUUUGUGGGCAUGCAUGUGGGCAUUCUAUGUGUUAGUUCUAUGUGCCAUUUCUGUUAAACAGUAUGGUGGUCUUCGGGAGAUGUUUAAGAGAACCUAUGGGUUUAUUCUCACUGUGGAAGACUUGGCUCCAAAUAUAGGCGUCUUGUGGUACUUCUUCGCCGAAGUUUUUGACUUUUUCAGAAAUUUCUUUCUGAUAGUCUUCCAUGUAAAUAUUCUAUUCAUGCUAUUGCCAUUAGCCAUACGGCUAAACCACCGGCCUUGCUUUCUGGCUUUCGUGUACAUUGCAAUCGCUUCCAUGCUUAAAUCUUACCCUUCAGUUGGAGAUUUGGCUCUGUACAUGGGUUUACUGGGCUUGUUUAUCAAUGAACUAGCAGAUAUGCAGUUAUCUUUCUUCCUCUUCUGCGGAUAUGUGGGAGUUUCUCUCCUUAGCCCCGUGAUGCACAACCUAUGGAUAUGGAGGGGCACUGGCAACGCAAACUUCUACUUUGCAACUGCUAUGGCUUAUGCUUGCUUGCAGAUUAUUUUAGUGGUGGAGAGUGUGGGUGCCAUGCUCAACCAUGACAGGAAGUUAAGAAAGCUAUCUGCCACGGCUGCUUGAGAUUGUGAAUCAACAAGAGGAGAGCUAUUUACCGCUAUUUACUUGCAGCAGAGGAGAGCUACUUUUACCGCUACAUUUUCUCAUGCUGCGAAGAUGUGCUACAACAGAAAAAAUCUCGAUUACGGUCCUUCAAAAUAUGUUCUUGGAAUCCUAGUCACCUUCUAUGUAUUUUUUUGGUAGUGUAAAAAUACUGUUCUAUCAGCAGACCAGUUUUCGUGGUUUUACUGUUUCACGCUUUCGCUAGCCGAGUAUACUGAUCAAAUAGAUUUGCAGAAUAUAGAAGAAGGCCGUUUGCUUUUAGAAUCAGGCUCAUGUUUCACCUUCUUUUCAAAUUUCUUUCAUUAUACAAUAUACAUUUCUAAGUCGAGGUAAAUGAUUUUAGAGCUCUCUGGAA
Molecule: messenger RNA, 1987 nt
Organism: Rhododendron vialii
Lineage: Eukaryota; Viridiplantae; Streptophyta; Magnoliopsida; Ericales; Ericaceae
Exons: 14
Coding region: 154-1593 (479 amino acids)
Biological process (GO): attachment of GPI anchor to protein; protein localization to cell surface
Cellular component (GO): GPI-anchor transamidase complex; membrane
Source: RefSeq, a predicted model, not a curated record